Amphibalanus amphitrite is the source of this 4137-nucleotide messenger RNA. RefSeq lists its product as uncharacterized. Gene Ontology annotation, molecular function: zinc ion binding; nucleic acid binding; aspartic-type endopeptidase activity. The transcript is spliced from 3 exons. Gene Ontology annotation, biological process: proteolysis; DNA integration. NCBI's taxonomy places the organism in Eukaryota, Metazoa, Arthropoda, Thecostraca, Balanomorpha, Balanidae. Bases 1 to 4137 code for a protein of 1378 amino acids. The record is from RefSeq and is a predicted model, not a curated record.
AUGGACUGUUUGCGUGCGCCAGCGCCAUUUCUAGUGGCGCCAGGACGGCCGACCACGCCCUGGUCCCAGUGGCUUGGCGAGUUCAGGAUUUUCGCCGUGGCGAGUGGUUGGGACGAGUGGACUGUGCAGCGACGAGAGGCCCUCCUAUUACACUGUGUGGGACAGGAGGCGCGGCGUCUCUAUUUCGCGGCGGCGAAACCGGCGCAGGGCGUGGCACCGGGAGCGCAGGAGGCGGCGAUUCCGGCGCAGGAGGAAGAUGGCGUCAAGGAGGAAGGACAACCGACUGCAGCAGUCGACCCGGUGGCUGCGAUCUCUGCAGUGUUUCAGCGGCUGUUUCCGGAGACACGAGCGACUCAUUCCGAGAGAAUGCUGUUCCGGCGGUGUUACCAGCUGGACAGGUCUCCAGCGGUGUACCUCACUGAGCUGCAGGACCUGAGUUCCAGGUGCGCCUUCGGCGAUCUCCAGGAGCAGCUGAUCUGUGAGCAGUUCAUCGAGGGCUGCAGGGACGACAGGUUGAGAGGGCGGCUGUGUCGGGAGCCAGCUCUGACUGUGUUGCGCAUCCUCGAGGUGGCAGAGGAGCUGGAGGUGGCUGCUGAGCGACAGCGGCUGGUGGGUGGAGGUGGAGCUACGCGGGCACCAACCUCUCCCCCGGCUCAGCUGGAGAUAGCUGCAGUGACUGCUGCUCCCAGGAAGGGGGUCUCGCCGUGCUGCAACUGUGGCGGUCCCCACCGGACUGCUGAUCCCUGCUGUCCAGCUCGUUGGAGAAGGUGCCACAACUGCCAGCAGAAGGGCCACUACGCCAGAUUCUGCAAGGAACCACCUAAGAAGACGAAGCAGACCAAGAGGAAGCCAGUGAGGACUGUUGAAGUGCUGGCCGUGACGGAUGACGACCGGAAGAACCUGUGGACCGAGCUGCGGGUGGACCAGCAGCCACUGCGGAUGCUGGCUGACACUGGCUCGGCCGUGAGCAUCCUACCGUUGUCCGUCUACAGGAAGCAGUUCCGCCAUCUGCCCCUCCUGCCCACUGCAGUGCGCCUGGAGGCCUACGGAGGGUCAUCGCUGCUGGUGCAGGGGGUGGUGCAGGUGACAGUGCAGGCGGAGAACGGCAACAGCUCCCAAGUUUCACUGUACGUGGUAGACGCUGGCGUGCCCCUGCUGGGCAGGGAUCUGCAGGAGAAGCUGAAGUUGUCCGUGAUUCACGGGGCGACUGUGUGUGCUAUCAAGGAGGAGCAGAUGCUAGAGGAGCUGCCGAGUCUCACUGGGUUCGUGCACAGGGUGAGACUGAAGACGGAGGUCAACCCAGUACAGCAGCGGCUGAGACCUCUACCGUACGCCGUGAGGGAAGAGGUGCGGGAUCAUCUGUUGAAGUUGCAACAGGCUGGAGUCAUCGAACCAGUCGACGCAUCCCCAUGGAUCUCUCCCAUAGUGGUGUCCAGACGGCGGAACGGGAAACUGAGGCUGUGUGUGGAUCUUCGAGAGGUCAACAAGGCGGUGGAAGCCAGCGGACAUCCACUCCCCGACAUGCAGGACAUGUUGGAGCAGCUUCAGGGUGCAACCAUCUUCAGCAGCCUUGACAUGAAGUCAGCAUACCAUCAGCUGGAUCUACAUCCGGAUUCAAGGUCGCUGACGACGUUCAUCACCCAUCAGGGACUGAUGAGGUACAGGAGGUGUCCCUAUGGGCUGAAGAGUCUGCCACAGGCGUUCCAGAAGGUGAUGGAAGCCAUCCUACGUGGUCUGGAAGGAGUGCAGGUGUACCUAGAUGACGUCAUCAUCUACGCUGCGACCUCCAACCAGCACGAGAGGCGACUGACGGCUGUGCUGAAGAGGCUCAGGGAGCACCAGAUCACGCUCAACAUCGAGAAGUGCAAGCUGAGGAGAGAGCAAGUGGAGUUUCUGGGGUUCAUCAUCUCCAAGCAGGGGGUGGCAGUGAACCCAGACCGCAUCAAGGCUCUCCGAGAACUGCGAGCACCUGCUAGCCUGAAGGACCUGCAGGCCAUGCUUGGCUUGUUCGGCUUCUACAGCCGAUUCGUGCCGGCGUACAGCACGCUAGUGGAGCCACUGCGGUGUCUGCUGAGGAAGGGGGCGCCACCCUUCCAGUGGACUGGCGAACUUCAGGCGGUGAUGGACGACGUCCGGCAGCGGAUCCUGGGCAGCAGAGCGCUGGCCAUGUACGACCCAACGCUGCCGACCCGAGUCACCACAGACGCCAGUGACGUGGGAUUGGGGGCCGUGCUCUCUCAGGCUCACCCGGACGGAGAGAGAGUGACGCUGAUGACGUCACCGGGGGUGGGCCGAGCCGGCCUACGGGUGGCACGGUGGGCGUCACGUCUCAUGGCAUACGACUUCACCGUGGAGCAUGUCAGAGGCGGUGACAACCCAGCUGAUGGCCUCUCACGACUGCCAGGAGCAGAGGAAGGCGAACUGGAUGAUGAUGUCGUGGCGGUGGCGGCGGUGACUGCCCAGCUCGGAGCAGUGCAGCGGGACGAGCUGCUGGAAGCGACACAGACUGACCCAGUGCUGUGCCAGCUGGUGCAGCAGAUCCCACGGCGGUGGCCGCGACGGCGCCGCGACUGCCCGGCAGAGCUGCAGCCCUUCUACAACUGCCGAGAGGAGCUCAGCCUAGUGGGAGACCUGGUCGUCCGUGGUCAGCGGGUGAUCGUGCCGGCGGCGCUGCGGACGAGGAUGGUGUCCCUGGCUCACGAAGGACAUCAAGGGAUCGUCCGAAGUAAGCAGCGGGCUCGUGACAUCUACUGGUGGCCCAAGAUGGACACGGACAUAGAAGAGGCGGUGAGAAACUGCGACGUGUGUGCCGACGUGGACAAAUCGGCUCGGACUCGCAGUGCGCCGCUACACCCUGUGCCGCUGCCAGGAGCGGCAUGGGAGAAGGUGGGCGUGGAUUUUAUCGGUCCAAUGGAAGCGCGCCGCCAGCACCAAUACGCAGUAGUGCUGGUAGACUACUUUUCCAAAUGGAUAGAAGUCGGCUUCUGCACAGAACCCAGCACGGAGGCGGUGGUGCAGUUUCUGGAGACGUUAGCAUCUCGAGAAGGUUACCCGAAGGAGCUGGUGUCCGACAACGGGACACACUUCACCUCAGCAGCGUUCGCAGACUACCUGAGGAGUGUCGGCACGCGCCACAUCCGCGUCACGCCGUACCACCCUGCCGGGUCAGGUGCGGUGGAGCGUGCGAAUCGCACUGUGAAAAGUGCUCUCCAGGCGGCGGACCGGAGCGGCGAAGAUCGAGCGUGUUAUCUGCAGAAGUUUCUGCAAACGUACAGGAGCACGCCUCACGCCACGACGGGGCUGAGUCCAACCGAGCUUCUGCACGGACGGAAGCUGAGGACACGUCUGCACGCGGCGGCUCUUCCCACGGAAGAACCGCAAGAUCGUGAGCUGCGAGACAGAGUGCAGAAGAGGCAGAAGAAGCAGAAGAGGUACGCUGACGAGCGGCGUGCAGCUGAGACACCACGGUUCCAGGUCGGCGACUGGGUCCGGUGCCGGCUGGUGCCGCGUCCCAAGAAGGGACGGCCACGGUACUCCGAGCCGAGACGGGUGGAGUCUCGCCUGGGACCAGUCAGCUACAGGCUAGAUGACGGUUCCCGGAUCCACGCAGAGCGGCUGACGACAGCUCGGGCGCCGCAGCAGUCUCAGGCUGAGCUGCACGUGGAUCAAAGCGGCCAGCCGGGGGCUGGUCAGCGGAGUGCGGUGUCUCCGACGUCUGUGCCUCGCCGCGGGGAGCGGCUGGAGGCCGACGACUGGCGGCACGCGGAGGACGACGUGCCACUGGAGGACGGACAGGCUGUGUCACUGGGGGUCGGCCGGCGACACACCGAGGCCAGCCGGGGUCCCGCGGAGGACGGCGUGGCUGUGUCACCGGAAGACGCAGAGGACGCUCGGGAGCGGGAGGCGUCACCUCCGGCGACGGAGCGGCAGGCAGAGCAACAAGACGCUGGCGUGCUGCUGUCGCCGCGCGAGGCAGCGAGCGGUGCUGGGCUGGUGGCGGUCGAACCUGCUCUCCAGCCGGGCGCGAGAGUGAACUCCGGGACGCAGCCGGUUGUGGGGGUGGCGCUGAGGGCGAGUGACGUGUCCGUAGGCCGGCCGGCGGGGCAGUCGGUUGGCGACGGUGGUCACGGAUGGUGA